This is a messenger RNA of Aphidius gifuensis, 1581 nucleotides long. RefSeq names its product cytochrome P450 306a1 (gene phtm). Gene Ontology annotation, cellular component: intracellular membrane-bounded organelle; cytoplasm. The record is from RefSeq and is a predicted model, not a curated record. The coding region runs from base 106 to 1581 and encodes 491 amino acids. The transcript is spliced from 7 exons. Gene Ontology annotation, biological process: xenobiotic metabolic process. NCBI's taxonomy places the organism in Eukaryota, Metazoa, Arthropoda, Insecta, Hymenoptera, Braconidae. Gene Ontology annotation, molecular function: oxidoreductase activity, acting on paired donors, with incorporation or reduction of molecular oxygen, reduced flavin or flavoprotein as one donor, and incorporation of one atom of oxygen; heme binding; iron ion binding.
AUCAUCAUCAUCAUCAUCAUCAAAUAAAAAAAAAAAAAUAUACGUGGUGCCGGCGACAAGACGCUCUGACAUUUUGCUGUUAACAUUAUCCAUUUCUUUGACAAUAUGUUGGUGCUUUAUUUGAGUGUUGUAAUAUUAUUGAUAACAUGGAUUAUUAAAAAAAAAUAUGGUGAUAAAUUAAAUUUACCACCUGGACCAAAAGGUUUGCCAAUUGUUGGAUAUUUACCUUGGCUUGAUGCAAAAGCUCCACAUGAAAGUUUAACACUUGUCAGUCAAAAAUAUGGUAAAAUUUGUGGUCUAUGGAUGGGCUCAGUUUACACUGUUUUAUUGUCUGAUCCAAAAAUCAUCAGACAGACAUUGGCAAGGGAUACUUUCUCAGGAAGGGCACCACUUUAUCUCACGCAUGGUAUAAUGAAGGGUUAUGGAAUUAUUUGUGCAGAAGGAGAAUUAUGGAAAGAACAGAGAAAAUUUGUUACAACAACAUUAAAAAAUUUAGGAAUGGUUAAAUUUGGUUCGAAGCGUGAUCAAAUGGAAGAAAGAAUUGUUCGAUCUGUCAACGAAUUAAUUGAGAAUUUUAAAGAAAAUUUAAAUAUAUUUGAAAUUGAUCCACUGGAAAUUCUUCAUCAUUGUAUUGGAAAUUUAAUGAAUGACAUUGUUUUUGGUAAAGUUUAUAAUGAAAAUGAUGAAACAUGGAAAUGGCUGAGAUUUUUACAAGAAGAUGGUAUAAAACAUAUUGGCAUUGCUGGACCAUUAAAUUUUCUUCCAUUUUUACGUUUUAUACCAAAAUAUAACAAAGUAAUGAAUUUUUUAAUUGAAGGAAAAUUAAAAACUCACAAAAUUUAUAAAAAUAUGAUUGAAGAACAUGAAAAAAAUCCGGUAAAUUGUGAUAAUUUUUUAGCAGCUUUUAAUGAUGAAAUUAUAAAAAAACGUAAUGAAAAUAAUGGUAUUGUUGGAUCAUUUACUGAGCAACAAUAUUAUCAUCUUCUUGCUGAUAUAUGUGGUGCUGGUACUGACACAAGUCUCAUGACGAUUCGUUGGUUUUUACUCUAUAUGGCUACAAAUCCUGAACAACAGGAAAAAAUUUAUCAAGAUAUUUUUGAUGUAAUGGGAGAUAAAGAGAUAACACUAAAUGAUCGAUCAAAAUUAGUUAGAUUAGAAUCAUCAAUUUGUGAAGUACAAAGAAUUCGAAGUAUUGUUCCAAUUGGUAUACCUCAUGGUUGUCUUGAAGAUUCAAAAAUUGAAAAUUUUGAUAUUCCAAAAGGUACAAUGGUUGUACCACUUUUAUGGUCAAUACAUAUGAGUUCUGAAUAUUUUAAAAAUCCUGAAGAAUUUAAUCAUGAUAGAUUUUUAAAUGAUGAUGGAACAUUUAAAAAAUCAGAAGCAUUUAUUCCUUUUCAAACUGGUAAACGAGUUUGUGUUGGAGACGAACUUGCAAGAAUGAUAUUAUUUCUUUAUGCUGGAAGGAUACUUCAAAAUUAUAAAAUUUCAAUUCCAAAAAAUCAUGUUGUAGAUUUACGAGGUGACAUAGGAAUAACCCUCAUUCCAAAACCUCAUAAACUUGUAUUUUCAUCACGUUUAUAA